Messenger RNA from Cuscuta campestris, 3413 nucleotides. The record is from the annotation of a GenBank genome assembly. Lineage: Eukaryota; Viridiplantae; Streptophyta; Magnoliopsida; Solanales; Convolvulaceae.
GCCGAGAGUCUUUAGCAGAGUUUAACCAAUUUAAUUUCCGUUUGAGAUAGGGUUUACUAAUAAUUUCUGAGAGAAAACGAUGACGACCAGAAGCGCGAGUGCGAGGAGAAUGACUACCAGAGCGGCAGAAGAUGCUGACGAUGAUUUUGUCGAUGAAAUCCCAAUUAUAAAGACACCGAAGUUAUUGAAGACAACAGCUGGGCGGGUAUACAAAAGGAUGUGUGACGAAGGACUUUUGGUUGGGAAGAUUGGAGUGAAAGUUACAUGUUAUUGCAAUGUAUGGGUUGGGGCAAACAUUGUGGAGGGAGUGGUCAGUGAUGCAGAUCUGUUAGAAUUAAAGAAAUCAGCAUUUGGUGACUUCUUCAAACUAGGUGGAAUUAAGUGGCUGACUGGUCAGUUGAUGAUUAUGUUGGCAUUGAAUUAUGUAGAACCAAUAAAGCAGAGCGGAGAUGUGGACAGGCUAAAGUUUCACAUUGGUGACCGAGUAGUUGAGUUCAAGAAAUCAGACUUUGCGUUGAUAACCGGGAUGAAAUUUGGGAAAAAAACCGAGUUUGGGGGUGUUGACAUGAAUGAGCCUAAUGACAUAAGCAAGAGGUAUUUUGGAGGGAAAAUGAGCGUAACACGUCAGGAUGUGGAGUAUGUGUUCAAGAAUGUACGUGGGAUUAAAGGUAAGAAGCCGAUGGAUGUAGUGAAAUUGGCUCUACUUUACCUUGUGUGCUGCCAUGUCGUAGGGAACCAAGGGAGGACAAGGAUCCCAGCACUUUACAUGCAUUUGGUUAAUGACGUGAAGCUGUUUAAUGACUUUGAAUGGGGAGAGCACCUUUGGAAAGAUGUGGUGGAGAGCAUGGGCAAAUGUUCUACGAUCCUCAACACGGGGGGUAAUGGUCGUUUUACAUUCCCUGGUUUUUUAUUCCCCUUGCAAAUUUGGUCAUUUGAAACAUUCCCCCGGUUGAUGGAGAAUGGAAUUUGCGCUAUUGGGAAGGACAGUAAAUCCUUGAUUCCGAGAGCAUUGCGUUGGGAGACUGCGUUGCGGCCCAAACAGCAUGUGUUGGAGAAUUCAAUAUUCGGAAAACCAGGGGAAAGUGUCAACUGGAAGGAGAUGGUUGCAACCCCCAUGGAGCGUGGCAUGGCAAACAUUGAAAGAUUGCUAAGUGUGGGAGGUGUAGAUAAUGGUAGCAGUUCAAAUGCUUGUGGAGAAGCUGUUAAUGAAGAAUAUGGAGCUGGUCGUAGGUCUUUAAAGGGUAAGUUUCAUUGGGGGCCUGUGACUGCACGCGUUGAUGGCGUGCAGAAUGAAGAUGGAAUGCAGGUGAAAGGUCCUGUGAGUAAAAAAACAGCAAGGGUGAAGAGAACUGAGAAGAAAACAGGAAACGCAGAUAUGCCUCGAAAGCAAAGACCAACAGUGGUGGAGGAUGUAUUGGGUGAGGGGGGAGGUGAGAAUGAACCUUCACUGCGUGAUGUCUUGACCGCCAUAGUUCACAUGGAGAAGAGAAAUAUCAAAUUGCGAGUGGAAGUGACUAAACUGCGAAUAGCACUGAAUGCGCAAAGCCGGCUACUGAAAAGGUUAUUAUUAGGUAAAAAAAUAGCUAAGCGGCAACAGAAAAAGAGAGGAUAUAAAAUAGAAGAGAAUGGAAUGCCGAGCUUCGAUUUGGGUAUAGAGAGUCAAGAGAGGAGAGAUGAUCCAGGCAAUGGGCAGGAGGAUAUGAUUUGGGAGGAGGACAUAAUUAGGGAUGCUGAUAUAGGAACCCAACUUUGUGUUUCAGAUAAUGACGUUGAAGAUUCGUUGAAUGACAUAAGCACACAAGAGGUUGAUGGGCGAUGGAGGAAGGCAGUCGAGAGUUUGGGGCUGAAGAUGGAACCAGGCAAGGGUGCAGAGUCUAGUAAGACAAUGAAUUUGGCAAAUGAAGAGACAGCAGAUGAUGAGCAUCGUGAUGAAAGGGUAGUGGAAGAGCAGGCGGAUGUUGUUCAGCGUAUGGAUGAUGCGGAACUUAUAAGGGCAUCCACAAGUGAAGGCGUGUGUGCUGGAGGAUCUGGAAGUGGGAGUGGAACUGUUAUUGGAGAAGUGGCUGGUGGGUUCCAGGACAAGUUUGAGACUGCACAGGACGUAACGCCAGAGAAAAUUUGCUGUGAGAAUGUAAAGGAGGUGGAUGAAGAGAUUGUAUGCGAUGGUGCUGAGGAAGCAGUGGUCAUUGAGGAACCAUGCACACAGAUAGUGGUCUAUGAAGAACCAAUAAGUGUUGACAUACCAAGAGAAGUGAGAGAUCGGGGGAAAAGACCACUGAAGUGCCCACAGCGGUUCACUCCUGACCAGCUGAUAGUCAAGCGUAAAAGGAAAAAGGUCAGAAUAGUGAUGGACCAUGCUGUAGAGUUCGGUGGAGACGGAGAUGAUUUCAUGGGGCCAUUCACAUUAAACCCCACUGAGAUGCCAGGUGAUGACGAUUUGAGGGAGGUGGAUGAGUUCAUGAACAAAGGUCUGUUAAGGAAGCAUAAGAAGUCGCCCGGGCGUAGGUACUGUGCAAAUGAAAAUGUCCUAUCACCAAGUGAGUUUAAGAUUCACUAUGAUGAGAAGGACACCUUAACGAAGAGCUGGUACUACGAGAUCUAUUUCCCAUGGGGGUGGCUCACUGAUACGCAUCUUGAUGUCAUUUUCUACUACCUGAGGAUGAAAGGCGUGGAGUUUGGGUUGGCGCAAAGGUACACAACGACAGACACCCCGUUCCUUGAAUUAUUGAGGACUUUGUGCGAUAGAUAUUUGAAGAAAGAACUAACAAUGGAGCAAGCCAUACGGAAUAAGACAAUAAGGAGCACAAUCAUUGGAGGAAAGAUGGAGUACGGCCGUCCAUGGCAGGGUGCAGAUUUUGUGUACAUGCCACUGAAUACGGGGAGCCAUUGGACGUUGCUGGUUCUGGACAUUACGCAGAAGGUAAUCACAACAUAUGACUCAAGCCUGCGGAGAAGCGAUUCGACAAAGAAACUACAGCAGUUUAUGCCAAGCCUCCAGAUGUUUCUACCAAAGCUGAUGGAUAAGCUUGGAGUGUAUGAAGGACGGGAUGAAGGUCCUAUAGGUGACAGUGUCCUUGCGAUUGAGGGUGGGUCAUGCUGCCCCCAGCAAAAUGACGGGUCUAGCUGUGGGAUGUUUGUAGUGAAGAUGGCUGAAUUUCUCAUGAUGGGCCAUGAUGUGCAAGAUAUGAACGAUACUGAUAUUGCUGCGUAUCGUAAGAAAAUGACCACGGAGUUGUUGGCGUAUUCUGCAUUGUAGGACUCAUGGAAUGAUUUUUUUGUUCGGAACUGCCUUCAGUCGGGUUGGUUUUGUUUGUGCGUGUAGUGUGGAGACCUCUUCUUAAAUUCCCCUUUUUUCUGCUUUGAGCGGUGCUACUAAUUAGGGUGUUUACAGUGGUUACGAUUGACUUAUGUUU